Messenger RNA from Melanotaenia boesemani (Boeseman's rainbowfish), 6991 nucleotides. RefSeq names its product BTAF1 RNA polymerase II, B-TFIID transcription factor-associated (gene btaf1). Bases 412 to 5973 code for a protein of 1853 amino acids. NCBI's taxonomy places the organism in Eukaryota, Metazoa, Chordata, Actinopteri, Atheriniformes, Melanotaeniidae. The record is from RefSeq and is a predicted model, not a curated record. The transcript has 38 exons. Gene Ontology annotation, molecular function: DNA binding; ATP-dependent chromatin remodeler activity; TBP-class protein binding.
GAUGGCUCCUCAUAUAAAAACAGUCUCCUGGGUCUCCCUCAACGUGCAACAAAAUAACUCUUUAAUACUUAUUCGAUUGAAAUAUUUAUCCGCGAGAAGUUCUGAAGGGUGAACUAAGCUUUUACGUUGUUUAGUGAUACUUGUCGAAGAAGAAAGCAGAGGAGCCUCAGGGACAACUUUAAAGACAUGAAUUGGUUGUGAGCUUGCUGUCUUCGGUAGACAGAGUUGGGGCUGGUCAGAAGCACACAGCCUGACCGGGCCUCUGCUAGCUAGCGGUAGCUGCUAACUAGCUAAUGCCUUCGCCUGUUGUUUUUUGUCGCAUUGGAAACGUUAAUCUGCAUAGGAAGUACUACACUAAACUACUUACUACAUGUUGAAUGUGGGACUUGGAAGUUCAGAUAACAAUUGACCAUGGCUGUAUCAAGACUUGACCGUUUAUUUAUUCUGCUUGACACUGGCACAACACCAGUAACCAGGAAGGCAGCAGCCCAGCAGCUUGGAGAAGUGGUCAAACUUCACCCACAUGAACUCAAUAAUCUUUUAACAAAGGUCUUGACCUAUCUAAGGAGUCCCAACUGGGACACUCGAAUUGCAGCAGGCCAAGCUGUGGAGGCCAUUGUAAAGAAUAUUCCUGAGUGGAACCCACCUCCCAGAUCUAAAGAAGAGUCUUGUGAAGAUCUGUCUCCAGAGGAUUCCUCUUGUGAUCGGUUGAAUUUCUACCACUUUGACAUCUCCAGACUACUCAAACAUGGAGCCUCUCUGCUAGGAUCUGCUGGGGCUGAGUUUGAGCUGCAGGAUGACAAAACAGGUGAGAUGGACCCAAAGGAGCGUCUUGCCCGCCAGAGGAAGCUUCUUCAGAAGAAGCUGGGCCUGGACAUGGGUGCUGCUAUAGGAAUGGACACAGAUGAGUUGUUCAACGAUGAAGACUUGGAUUAUUCCUGUGGGCUUAAAGCCCAAGGAGUCAAAGUCACAGCCGGCUGCAGCUCCCGCAACCACGUAACCAUUCAAGCUGCUGAGCUGAUUGACUCAGAGUUUCGGCCAGGCAUGAGCAGUCGUCAGAAGAAUAAAGCCAAGAGAAUGGCAAAAUUGGUGGCAAAGCAACGAUCUAGAGAUCUGGAUCCAAAUGAAAAGAGCAAUGACAGUUUGGAAGGGGAACCUGAGGAAAAGCGAAGAAAAACCACCAAUGUAGUAAUUGACCAACCAGCAACAGAGAAUAAAGUCUUAAUUGACAACGUUCCAGAUAAUUCCAGUCUUUUAGAGGAGACACAUGAGUGGCCUCUAGAAAGCUUCUGUGAAGAGCUCUCAAAUGACCUCUUUAAUCCAUCAUGGGAGGUUCGUCACGGUGCGGGGACAGGUCUUAGAGAAAUCCUCAAGUCCCAUGGUGCUGGUGGAGGAAAGCUAAUGGGAAGUACUGCAGAACAGAUGUUGCGACAACAUCAAGAGUGGAUUGAGGAUCUGGUCAUCCGUCUCCUCUGUGUCUUUGCUUUGGACCGCUUUGGAGAUUUUGUAUCUGAUGAGGUGGUGGCUCCUGUCAGGGAAACAUGUGCCCAGACCCUUGGAGUGGCCCUCCGCCACAUGAAUAAUACUGGUGUUUCCAUGACGGUAGACGUCCUGCUGAAGCUGCUGAAGGAAGACCAGUGGGAGGUCCGCCAUGGGGGUCUGCUGGGGAUCAAGUAUGCAUUGGCUGUCCGUCAGGACUUGAUUGCAGUUUUACUUCCUCGGGUGCUUCCUGCCAUCACUGAAGGCUUACAGGACCUAGAUGAUGACGUCAGGGCUGUGGCAGCCUCGGCCCUAAUCCCUGUGGUGGAGGGCUUGGUGCAGCUUCUGCCCUGCGAGGUUCCCUUCAUAGUAAACACACUAUGGGAUGCUCUUUUGGACCUGGACGAUCUCACUGCAUCCACCAACAGCAUUAUGACGUUACUGUCCCUGCUGCUGACCUAUCCACAGGUCCGACAGUGCAGCAUGCAGCAGUCACUUACUGUCCUGGUUCCUCGCGUUUGGCCCUUCUUGAGACACACUAUAUCAUCAGUACGAAAGGCAGCGCUGGAAACUCUUUACACACUGCUGUCCAAAGCCGACCAGAGUUGUGCCGUGUGGAUAAAUCCAAUUUUACAAGACAUGCUGCGACACAUCUUCCAGUCCUGCAUAUUGGAGAGCAAUGAGGAAAUCCUGGAACUGAUACAGAAGGUGUGGAUGGAGCUGCUGUGUCAGGCCCCUCAGCAGUAUGUCGUAGCAGCUAGUUGUCCCUGGAUGGGUGCAUGGCUCUGUCUCAUGAUGCAGGCUUCCCACAUUCCUAUAGACCUGAACAUGCUGCUGGAGGUCAAAGCCCGCUCCAAGGAUAAGGCUGGUACAAAGGCACGUCAAGGGAACAAUCAGGUGAAAGAAGCAGUUCAAGAGUAUAUAGCUGGCGCAGAGACUGUGACGGACGAUCCAGUGACGAGGGACUAUGUUGUGGUCCGUGCCCGACUUAUGGCUGCCAAGUUGCUUGGGGCUCUGUGUCGGUGUAUCUGUGACCCUCAGCUCAACGCAGCAUCUCAGGAGAUCCGACCAGCUGAGUCUUUGGGCCAGCUGUUGCUCUUCCACCUCAACUCCAAGUCCGCCCUGCAGCGUAUCGCAGUGGCUCUGGUGCUUUGUGAGUGGGCUGCGCUGCAGAAGGACUGUCAGACUGUGUCAUCAAUGGUGCAGCCUCGUCUUCUGGCCAUUCUGACGGAGCAGUUGUACUAUGAUGAGAUUGCUAUCCCCUUCACACGCAUGCAGAAUGAGUGCAAGCAGCUAAUUGCGCUGCUAGCUGAUGCACAUGUGGACCUUCAAGACCGCCUCAAUUGUAGCGUUUUAACUAUUGACCAAGCCAAUGAUCUGGUAACCACCAUCUUUACAGAGUCAACAGCAGGUCUGAAUGUGAAGUCAAAGCAGUGGCUGGCCAUGGAGAGCAAGCGGCAGCAAGCUCAAGCUACAGUGAUGGAGACCAGCGCAGAAUGGCAGCAGCUGCACCUGCGUGUCCACAUGUUCACGGCCUGUGCAGUCGUCAACCUGCAAGUGCUUCCUGACAAACUCAACCCUCUCGUCAGGCCUCUGAUGGAGGCCCUCAAAAAGGAGGAAAACGCCCUGAUCCAGAGUUACGCUGCCUCAUUUAUAGCCAAGCUGUUGCAGCAGUGUUCCAUUCGCUUGCCGUGCCCCAACCCCAAAAUUAUCAAAAACCUGUGUGCCUCAGCCUGUGUGGACUCUGCCGUCACGCCCUUAUCUGCUUGCCCUGUACCCCCAACACAGGAAGAUGUCAGGGGAGGUGGACUGGAGAAAGAUGGUAUGCAUCACAUGGUCAGCAAAACCCGGGGCAUCAUCACCCUAUACCGCCACCAGAGGGCAGCAUUUGCCAUCACCAGCAAGAGGGGUCCUGCCCCUAAAGCCCCAAAGACCCCAACAACAGAGCUUCCUCCUGGAAGCACAAUUGGCACAGAUAAUGAUGAGAGCAAGAAGCCAUUUCUUAUUCAAAGACGAGGGGCAGAUUUCUCCCUGACAACCAUAGCCAGGCACUUUGGCGCAGACCUUACCAAGUGUCUGCCGUAUCUCUGGGAUAACACAGUGGGACCACUGAGGACAGUAGCGCUGGAAAACAAGAGCAUUGACAGGCAAGCCCAUCUGGAGAAGGGAGAUGCUGCGGCGCAGGACUUAGUCAAUUCUCUACAAGUAUUAGAAGUCAUAGCUGGAGCCAUGGCUGCUGAGCUCAGACCUCUGCUACAGGAGCACCUACUUCAUCUGUUCACCUGCCUGCAGCAUCCGUACACAGCGGUGCGGCACAUGGCGGCACGCUGUGUGGGCGUGCUCAGUAAAAUAGCCACACUGGAGACCAUGAACAGUUUCCUGGAGUGUGUUCUCCCCUGGUUAGCUGCUAUUGAUGACUGCACGAAGCAGGAGGGUGCCAUUGAGGCUUUAGCCUGUGUCAUGGAGCAGCUAGAUGUGGACAUUGUUCCCUACAUCGUGCUGCUGGUAGUUCCAGUGCUGGGGAGAAUGAGCGAUCCCAGUGAUAGCAUUCGUUUCAUGGCCACUCAGUGCUUUGCUACACUGAUCCGCCUGCUACCACUAGAGGCAGGGAUACCAGACCCUCCCACCAUGUCUGCUGACCUGAUCCGCCAGAAAGCCAGAGAGCGAAACUUCCUGGAGCAGCUGCUAGAUGGCAGAAAGUUGGAGAACUAUAAGAUCCCUGUACCGAUUAAAGCAGAGCUCAGGAAGUACCAGCAGGAUGGAGUGAACUGGUUGUCAUUCCUAAACAAAUACAAGCUGCAUGGGAUCCUGUGUGACGACAUGGGUCUUGGUAAGACGCUGCAGUCUAUCUGCAUUCUGGCAGGAGAUCACUACCUCAGGGCACAGGAAUAUGCCAAGACAAAGCAUGCAGACUGCAGCCCCCUGCCCUCGCUGGUGGUGUGUCCGCCCACACUUACUGGCCACUGGGUGGACGAAGUAGGAAAGUUCUGCACCAAAGAGUACCUCAACCCGCUACACUACACUGGGCCUCCUACAGAACGGAUGCGGUUGCAACACCACGUGAAAAAGCACAAUCUUAUCGUCGCCUCUUAUGAUGUUGUACGAAAUGACAUAGACUUUUUUAAAAAUAUAAAAUUUAAUUACUGUAUCCUCGAUGAGGGUCACGUCAUCAAGAAUGGGAAAACCAAAUUGUCCAAAGCAAUUAAACAGUUAGCUGCUAACUUCCGGAUCAUCUUAUCUGGAACACCCAUCCAGAACAAUGUCCUGGAGCUCUGGUCGUUGUUUGACUUCCUCAUGCCGGGCUUCCUUGGGACAGAGCGGCAGUUUGCUGCUCGCUACGGUAAACCCAUCCUGGCCAGCCGGGACGCCAAAAGCUCAUCGCGAGAACAGGAGGCGGGUGUGCUGGCGAUGGAAGCCCUACAUCGACAGGUGUUACCCUUCCUUCUGAGGAGGAUGAAGGAGGACGUACUUCAGGACCUUCCCCCUAAAAUAAUUCAGGACUAUUACUGCAAUCUCAGCCCUCUACAGGUUCAGCUGUAUGAAGAUUUUGCUAAGUCAAGAGCCAAAGCCAGUGUGGAGGACAGCAUCUCAGUGACCUCUGAGGAAGAGGAAAAGCCCAAGCUAAAGGCCACAGGUCACGUCUUCCAGGCGCUGCAGUAUCUGCGUAAGCUGUGUAACCACCCGAGCUUGGUCCUGACUCCGCAGCAUCCAGAGUACAAACGCAUCACAGAGCAGCUGGCAGGUCAAAACUCCAGCUUGCGAGACAUUCAGCAUGCGCCUAAACUCUCCGCUCUCAAACAGCUGCUGUUGGAUUGUGGUCUUGGAGGUGGUGGAGGGUCAGAGGGUGGCACCGAGGCAGUGGUAGCCCAACAUCGGGUGCUAAUUUUCUGUCAGCUAAAGAGUAUGCUGGACAUUGUGGAGCACGACCUGCUAAAACCCAAACUCCCCACAGUAACUUACCUGAGGCUGGAUGGCAGCGUGCAAGCCGGCCUGCGCCACUCCAUAGUCUCCAGGUUUAACAACGAUCCAUCCAUUGAUGUUCUGCUGCUGACCACCCAUGUAGGUGGUCUGGGUUUGAACCUUACCGGCGCAGAUACUGUGGUGUUUGUGGAACAUGACUGGAACCCCAUGAGGGACCUGCAGGCCAUGGAUCGUGCUCAUAGGAUAGGGCAGAAACGGGUGGUGAACGUGUACAGGCUAAUCACACGAGGCACAUUGGAGGAGAAGAUAAUGGGGCUGCAGAAGUUCAAGAUGAGCAUUGCCAACACUAUCAUCAACCAGGAGAACACCAACCUGCAGAGCAUGGGCACAGACCAGCUUCUCAACCUCUUCUCUCUUGACAAGGACGAUAAGGGUGAUAAAGGCGAGCAGUCGUCGUCAACCUCAGGGAAGACCUCCAUUAAGUCUGUGCUGGACAGCCUGGGAGAGUUGUGGGACCAGCAGCAGUAUGACACGGAGUACAACCUGGACAGUUUCAUGCACUCACUACAGUAACUCUAUGCCCCCCCACCUACACCACAUCCAGUGGUCAUCUCAUUUGCUGGCCAAGCAGGACCUGGUCACAGCCUGAAGAGACCACUCUUUACACACCUUUUUAAAAAAUUAAAAGAAAAUGUCCCACAGCAGUAACUCAAACACAGCCAAAAUCAGAAGUGAAAUGGAUAGAUCUGCAGAAACGGUGUAGAAAACAUUGCCCUUCUUCUUUUCUUAACUUUGUCAAACAUCCUAUCAUUUAACGUUGAAGGUAAGUCCUCACCAACAUGCUCUGUACUAAUCUGUUGGGAGAAUGAAAUAGAAGAAGCGACAAGAAUCUCCCGUGUUAGUUCACAUCAGCUUCGGUAGUAAACAGCAGUUUUACCAGUGUGUAGAGAUGUUGCUCUUCCUCCACAAGCACAUGUAUCAUAAUUAUAGAUAUCAUUUAUAGUUACAACAGCAGGUGCUACUUUUACAGCCCACUGCUGCCUUUGCACAUCGCAUCACCAGAGUAUACAGUGUUAACUCCUUCAGACACUGUAAUGCAGUUGGACCAUCACCAAGUCUUAAAAGCACUGCUAUACCCAGCCACACCUCUCAGCACCUCUGACUGAUGGAUACAGACAUGUUUUUGUAUAACAAAAGGGAAACUGGGUGAGAAUGACAAGCUGUCAUAACCUAUAUGGUCCUUUUUAUAGCACUGCUGAGCUUAAGAGCAGUUUGUGCCCCCACAAGAUAGCUCCUGGUCUCCACAUGCCACUCUGGGAGAAUCUGUUGGUAUGAAACCUGUGGCCAUCAAGAGGCCGUGGUGGAGAGACGAUGCUGUGUAUCCACCUCCUCCAUGUGCAGUGUAGACCAGGAAGAUACUAUAGAAGCAGCGGUACAGUACAAAGACUUAAAAAAAAAAAGGGGGCCAAGCUGAAACUGGUACCUGAAACUUGUUACAAGUAUUUUAAAAGAAUUAUAAACUUGUACAUAUUCCUGCAAUUGCUGCUUUUUGUUUAGGAUUGUGGAAUAAUAAUAAAUUCUACAAACAUUG